UUGUUGUGUUUGUUCUCUUUCUUCUGAGCAUUCAUCACUCUCAUUCUCAAAACAGAACCGUUUUCAUAUUUGGAGACUCUCUACAUGAUUAUGGAAACACUAUGUACUUUCCCACCAUCACAUUUUUCCAAGGCAACUUCUACCCAUAUGGAAUAACUUUCUUCAACUUUCCCACUGGAAGAAUCUCUGAUGGACGUUUGAUCCCAGAUAUUAUUAUUAAGUAUUCGGAUUCAAGGAAGCCUCGGCCAUUCUUGGAUCCUAGACGGCUUAAUAGUAAUGGAGUCAACUUUGCAUGUGCUGGGGCUGGAGCUUUGCCUGAAACUAAUCGAGGCUUGGUGAUUGACUUGAGGACUCAAGGAUCGAACUAUAGAAGAGUCAGCAGGGAAUUGAGACAGCAACUUGGAGAAGACAGAGGCAGAAGCUUGUUGUCCACAGCUGUUUAUAUAUUUUCCGUUGGAGGGAAUGACUAUGCAUCCCCUUUAUAUUCAAACCCCUUGAAUGUCACUUUUCCAUACUCUCAACAACAAGUUGUAGAAUACGUCGUUGGCAACAUUACAGCAGUGAUCAAAGAAAUUUACAAUGAAGGUGGAAGAAAAUUUUCGAUUAUGAAUCUUCCUGCUCUGGGUUGUGCUCCGGCACUAAGGCUACUCGUGCCUGGAACAACUAUAAAAGCAUGUGUUGCAGCACCAGCUUCUGCUCUUGCCAGACUACACAAUAUUGCUCUUUCCAGAUCUUUUCAAAACCUAGAAAGUCAACUAAAUGGAUUCAAUUACUCAAUUUUUAAUUUCUAUGAUGUAUUUCUGGAAAUGCUCAAGUACCCUUCAAAAUAUGGUUUGAAAGAGGGGAGUGUGGCUUGUUGUGGAGGUGGACCCUACAGAGGAGAUUAUAGUUGUGGAGGGAGAAGGGGUAACCCAUUUUAUCAAUUAUGCAGCGAUCCUGGUGAGAAUUUGUUCUCUGAUUCUCUUCAUCCAUCGGAUAAAGCUAAUGAACAUUUCGCUCGGCUAAUGUGGAAUGGUACCAGUGAUGUGAUUGAGUCUUACAAUCUGAACCAGUUGUUCAACUUUUAAUAAAUAGCUCUACGUAAAUUUAGUCCUUUGCAGAAUAAAACAAAAAUCAUUGCUGGAUGCAGCAUGAUUGAAUAGAGAUAUAUGGUUACUGUAAUAGUAUGGUAAAAGUAGGAAAAUGAUAUUUUAACACCAUUUUUUUUACGAUACUAUUUUGAUUUU
Messenger RNA from Vigna radiata var. radiata (mung bean), 1226 nucleotides. RefSeq names its product GDSL esterase/lipase 5-like. Bases 102 to 1067 code for a protein of 321 amino acids. The record is from RefSeq and is a predicted model, not a curated record. Gene Ontology annotation, molecular function: hydrolase activity, acting on ester bonds. NCBI's taxonomy places the organism in Eukaryota, Viridiplantae, Streptophyta, Magnoliopsida, Fabales, Fabaceae. The transcript has 5 exons.